This is a messenger RNA of Thrips palmi, 2684 nucleotides long. RefSeq names its product clavesin-1-like. The coding region runs from base 1047 to 2216 and encodes 389 amino acids. The record is from RefSeq and is a predicted model, not a curated record. The transcript has 7 exons. Gene Ontology annotation, molecular function: phosphatidylinositol bisphosphate binding. Lineage: Eukaryota; Metazoa; Arthropoda; Insecta; Thysanoptera; Thripidae. Gene Ontology annotation, cellular component: membrane.
CCUGGAGACAGAACUACAAUAAUAUUUUAGCUCAUUUUUUCCACCUUGCCCAAUCAAAUUUAGUUCUUUUUAUUUUUCAUGCAAAUAAUGAAUUCUUGAACGAUGCAGAAAUAAGGAAAGAGUUUUUCCCGGCAAUGCGGAUUGAGCGUGUGAGUUCCUCUCUGAUCUAGGAAAACAAACAAAAAUACAGAAAAACUACAGUGUGCCUUAAUAAUUCCAUCCCAUUCCGCGCCCGUUGUCGCCGCGGGCCGCGGCUAAUCGCUCCAUCUCUCUCCUCCCCGCACUAGUUCCCUGUCUCCCCUUCUCCCCCCGCCGUUGCGUGCGUUCCCGCCAACUUUUCCACUUUUCCUUGGUGCGCGUAUGCCACAGCGAACCAGAGGUGACCUUGCAGGCAGGACGGCCAGGAAAACGAAAACGCCCUGAGACGGACUUUGAAACAUUUGCAUUCCGGCCGUUCGAGGCGGAUUUUCGGGCUCGCGGAUUCCCACACGCGGCGAUGGUAAUCGGACCAGCAGCACUGACCUCAGACUCGCGAGCUUUCGAGGGGGGUUUCCGACGUCCUCUCCGUGUGCGCGGCCGGCGGGCGGCACACACAACGUGCAGGAACCAGCCCGGCCGCCCAAUGGACGAUGGGCGAGGCGGGCGAGGCGGGCUCCUUCGGGAACCAGGAAUGAAAGACCGACACGAAAUAUUCCAGUGAGGAAGGCAGGUGUGGCAAGUCGUGGUUAAUGUGUGGUGUGUUUUGGACAACUUUGCGGCAGUACUGCUCCCGAACUAAGGCACUCCGUAGCAAAGGCCUGCUAAUAGGAAGGUCUAAAGACCACCGCCCCGUCGAGGGAGUUCGAUUUUCCGCCUGGAAACCAACUUGAUGGCAUUACUGCUCGCAAACUAAGGUGGACAAUCGCACUCCGUUUACUAGGGUACGCUAAAGGAAGGUCCAAAGACCACGCACCCGUUGAGGGAGUUCUAUUUCCCUCCUUGGAUUGGACACAGUGGCUGAUGUGUACACCUGGUUUUUAAUUAUUUUUCACACCGAGGGUACUGCCAUGAGAAGGCCCCUUCCAUUUGGAGGGGGGGGGGGGACGUGGGUUCGCUUGGCGUCGCUAGACCGGUCCCCCGGCUGGAGUAGCAGCGGCCCGCCGCCGGGGUUCUCAGUCGAAACUGGCAACUGUUGCGACGAAGACGAAGACGCUCUUAGUCGUUGCCUCUCGCACUGCCUCAGCCCUCACGGCCCUCACGGCCUCACGAUGGUGGCCCCGCCUUGCGCCGAAGCCUUCCAGAUGCCGGUGGGGUGGAGGGCGACCGCGGACCAACGCAAGAAGGUGCUCGCCCACCUGGGCACGGACGAGGAGCGCCUGGACGCGGACGCGAGGAGCCUCCGGGCGUGGUUCAACAUGCAGCCUCACCUACCGUUCCUGCCAGAGUCUGAGCUCGUGAUGCUCAAAGCGUACCUCCUCAACUGCAAGAACUCCAUGGAGAAGAGCAAGAAGGGACUCGACAACUACUUCACGGCGCGCACCGUGCACUACGAUUUCUUCGGCAGCUACAACAUCAACGAGGAGGAGCUGGUCAAGUGCACCAGGACCAUAACCCUCAGUUUAGCAAAGGACCUGACACCCGACCUGACGCGUGUCAUCGUCGCCAACCUCUCGGGUGACGACCAGAGCGAAGAGGACUUCGCGCGCAUGUGCAGGCUGAACCUGCUCAAGGCGGACACCGCCAUGCGCAUGGACACGAACCUGGGCAUCGAGCUGGUCGUCGACCUGAGCUACUUCACGCCGAACCACGCCAAGCAGACCCUCCUCAACUUCGGCCUGCUCAAGACCUACUUUGCGUGCAUCAUGGGCGCGCUGCCGACCAGGAUGAAGAAACUGCACCUGGUGAACGCGCCGCCCUUCUACGCGGCGUCCUUCAACCUCAUCCAGAUGCUGCUCAAGGACAAGAUAAAAGAGAGGGUCAUCAUGCACCCCAACCUCAAGAGCCUGUACAGCUACGUGUCGCCGCGCUACCUGCCCAAGGAGCUGGGCGGCGACCUCCCCAGCUGCGACGAAACGGAAGCGCUGUUCCGGCCCGUCUUCGCCGGCUUCGAGGACCACUACGCCCUGCAGCGCACCCUCAAGGUGGACGAGUCCAGGCGGCCGGGCGGUCCCUCCCAGAUGCACGCCGAGGCCAACUUCGGCUGCGAGGGCAGCUUCCGGAAGUUGGCGCUGGACUAGCGCGACUAGCGCACUCUCCCGCGUCAAAAUGCAAAGACUGUGAUCGUUGUCCAAAUUUGGGUCUCAUCAUCGCGUGCAUGUAGAUUGGCUCACUUCGCCUCCACCGGUCUUCCGGCCCUCUGUGCUUCGGUUCCACAAAUCACUUGACCGACGAUACGCACGCAACGGAAAGUGCUCGUCAUAGGAAAAGGUGUGAGCGUGUCUAGUGUGUGAUUGAGUGGUAGCGUUUACGUUAUUCCUCCAUCGUCGUGUUUUCUCAAAUCAUCCAUUUGUAAAGAAUAUUAGUUAACAAACCGUGCAGGACUGAUCCCCAAAAUGCUGGCCAAGCAUAUCGUCCUGCUAUUAGUCAGUAAAGUUAGAAUAAGGCAAGCACGCUUUUAGUCAUAAUACUGUGUAGAUUUAGUAAGCACAACAAAUAUUCUUGUCAGGACUAACUGUUAAAUAAAUCCUCCAACUAGUUACUGUUUA